AUGCAGAGUGCCUCGUGGCCCCCCACGCUCUUUCCUUGCAACCUCCCCCAUCUAUCCCUGCCAAAAUCUUCCCCUAUCACUCCCAUCACAAGCAGUGCGAGAAGCAGUGCAGUAGCGCACAGAGCUGGAGGAGGGCGUGAGGGAAGCAGAGCAACAGCUGUACGAGCUGCUGGGGCCCGAUGCAGAGUGCCUUGUGGCUCCCCACGCCCUGCCACUGCAAGAGAGGCUGGACGUCAACCUCUCCCACCUGCACCAACUGAAAUCGCAAAGGGAGGAGGGGAAGGGGUGGCUGGGCGGGCUGGUGGUUCUGGCAGAGCUGAGGAGGAAACUCAUCUGCACCUGCCCUUAGGCACGCCUCAAAAGUCCUCUCUGUCCUCCCUCUCUCCUCCCUCUGUCCUCCCUCUCUCCUCCCUCUGUCCUCCCUCUGCCCUCUCCUGUUCCUCCGGUCCGGUGCAGCAAAGGGGGGAGGGGAAGGGGUGGCUGGGCGGGCUGGUGGUGCUGGAGGAGCUGAAGAGCUGUCUCAUCUGCCUGCGCUCCUCGCUGCACCUGCCGUUUGACAUGCCUCGAAAGUCUUCUCUCUGUCUUUCUGUCUUCCCCCGUUCCUCAACUGCAGCAAAGGGGGGAGGGGAAGGGGUGGCUGGGCGGUUUGGUGGUGCUGGCGGAGCUGAGGAGCCGUCUCAUCUGCCUGCGCUCCUCGCUGCACCUGCCACCGCCAGGGAGCGACGCUGA
Closterium sp. Naga37s-1 is the source of this 729-nucleotide messenger RNA. Lineage: Eukaryota; Viridiplantae; Streptophyta; Zygnematophyceae; Desmidiales; Closteriaceae. The record is from the annotation of a GenBank genome assembly.